This is a messenger RNA of Zasmidium cellare ATCC 36951, 918 nucleotides long. RefSeq lists its product as uncharacterized. The record is from RefSeq and is a predicted model, not a curated record. Bases 1 to 918 code for a protein of 305 amino acids. NCBI's taxonomy places the organism in Eukaryota, Fungi, Ascomycota, Dothideomycetes, Mycosphaerellales, Mycosphaerellaceae. The transcript is spliced from 2 exons.
AUGAAGGUUCAGCACGUUGCCGUCUCUGGGCCAAACGGCUCUCUCGGUGCAGCAGUCAUCACAAACCUCCUCAAAGCAGGCUUCGAAGUAACGGUCCUCACUCGUAGCCCAGAGAAGACCGCAAAAGCCUUCCCCGGCGUCAAAGUCGCCGAAGCAGACUACUCCUCCGUUGAGAAGCUCACCUCAACGCUCAAAUCCGCGGGAAAAGUCGAUGCAGUCGUCUGUCUUAUGAACCGUGAGGUCCAUGUAUUGCCCGCCCAGCUCGCCCUCAUCGACGCCACAAUUGCCGCGGGGAUUCCGCACUACAUUCCCUCGUCAUUUGGAGCGGAUAUGCGGAAGCCGAAGAACCGCCAUCUUCCGCCACUCGAGCCCAAGGGAGAUAUGGAAGACUACGUCGUGAAGAAAGCCAACGAGGGGGCUUUGACGUUCACGAUCAUUAACCAGGGGGUGCUGCUAGACUGGGCUCUUGACAGAGACAUCUUGUUGAACUUUGACGGGCAGCCGAUCCGUCUCCUCGAUCAUGGAAAGGGGAAGAUCUCCGCUACCACGCUCGAUGAUGUCGGCAAGGCUGUUGCGCUCGCUCUGUCUAAGAGAGAUCUGGUCAUCAACAAGUACUGCUUCAUCCACUCCAAGGCCACCUCCCAGCUGGAAAUGCUUCGCCUGCUGCGAGAACUCAGGCCGAACGACGAGAUCAAGACAAUGAACAUCGAUACUGAUGCGAUGCUCAAAGAAUCCGAGGAGAACUUCAAGAAGGGUGAUUUGAGCCCCAUGGCGAUGAGAGGGUAUAUAGUCAAGGUUAGUUUUGGGGACAAUGGCGAGGAGGGAAAUCAUUUCGACAAGACUGAUAAUGAGUUGUUGGGGCUGCCGGAGUGGAGUGAGGAGCAGUUGAAGGAGUUUAUUAAAAAGUACAUCAAGUGA